Cinara cedri is the source of this 8070-nucleotide messenger RNA. The record is from the annotation of a GenBank genome assembly. NCBI's taxonomy places the organism in Eukaryota, Metazoa, Arthropoda, Insecta, Hemiptera, Aphididae.
CCGGACAUUUUUAUUUUUAAGGUUACUUUUAGGAAAUUUUUCGGCUACUAAAUUUCGAUAAUUGCCUAAUUUGUAUUUAAAAUUAAUUUGUUGUAAAAUUCGUAUUAAACUAAAAACAUGUCCGUUCUAAUUCAUUGUUCAAAGCACAUUCGUUCUGCGUACAGUCUAAGCCGUCACAGGGUUAGUAAUAACACAUUGAACACAAAUUUUCAGAUCAAUUCUCAUAUUUCUCGAAGUACAUCUACAGUAAUUAAUAAUGGAAUUAAUACUUUAUAUCCCAAUACUAAUAUACUUCCUAAUCGGUAAGUUUGACCUCUUAUUCUCCGCAUAUGAAAUUUAUUUAAUUAUUUGGUUUUGUGUAGCUCGUUUUUUACAUCAACUAUUUAUAAUAAAGAAACAUCGUUAAACACAAUUGACAGUCAUAUUAAACAACUUGAUUCAGAUUUAAGACGAGCUGGUCGCAUAUCCAAAAGGGAAAUCGAAGAAAUUCUAAAAGAAAUUAAAACUUCUAGUAUGUUAAUUUUUUUGUGAGUAGGUACUUGAAGAUAUUUAUAUUAUCAUUAAUAUUUGUUCUAAUGUAGAAACUGCAACACCGUCUCAGUCAUUAAUGGUACUUCGAUGUUGUGGUAGUUUAGUCCCAGAUGAAUUGCCCGAGAAUCGUACAAUACUCGCUAAGGAAUUAUGGAAUACAAUAAAUCGCAUUGGUACAAAUUUAUAUUUAAUUGGUUACCUAAUAUUAAUUAAUUACAAUUAAAUAUAAUAAAUGUUAAAUUACGAUAUUUUCAGGUGUUUCUCUCGAUAUAAGCCAUUAUAAUACACUGCUAAAAGUAUACUUGGAAAAUAAUUAUAAAUACUCUCCGACAGAAUUUCUGGAAGAUUUAGAAAAGAAAGGUAUUGCGCCGAAUCGUGUAACUUUUCAACAUUUCAUUACCAGUUAUUGUCAAAAUGGUGAUAUUGAAGGCGCUAGUCGUAUACUAGAAUAUAUGAAUAAUAAACAAUUGCCAAUCAACAAAGUAGUUUUCAACGCCCUUGUCUUGGGCCAUUCGCAAAAUGGGUAAUGCAAUUUUUAAUAUUUUAAACUGUUAAAUCAUUAUAAAAUGUUCAAAUAUUUUAAUUUGUUACUAAUUUUAAUCAACAUAUUAGUGAUAUGGAAAGUGCAGAAAAGGUUUUAAAUGUUAUGAAAGAAUCAAAUCUAGAACCUACAUCAGAUACUUACACAUUAUUGGCUUCAGGAUACGCCAAAAAGGGUGAUAUUGCAAAAGUAAUUGAAAUUUUAGAUAUUUCUAAUGGCAAAGAAAUAUAUAUAAGUGAUAGAGAAUAUCUUGAUAUAAUAUAUGUAUUGGCAACUAAUGGUCACAGCAAUCAAAUUGAUCAAGUAAAUUUAUUUUAAUGUUGUAGUUUAUUAUUUAACUACCUACUGUAUUGAUUGAUUGAUUAUAAAAAUGAUAUAUUUUGUUCAAAUAAAGAUAAUAACUCGAAUUCAGAAAAUGUCUGGAUACAAUCAAGACGCCAUCAAUUGUAUUUAUAAAUUAGUGAUUGCUGGGCAAGAAAAAAUAGCAUUUAAAUUAUUUGAUACAAUGAUAAAACCACUAAAACCUGAUGGAUCUUGCCCACCUAUUGGUCGGUUCUUAAUCAUGCAUCUUAUAAAAGUUAAUACGGUAAGUUAAAAAGAAAAGAAGAAAUUGAAUAUUCAAUGUUGCAUCAAAAAAUGUUAGGUACUGCUAAGUAAUUUUUUUUUACACAGUGCCAGAUACUAAUCAUUAAUUGAAUUCACUACUAUUGCAGCUAUAGAAGUAAUAUAAUCUAACUUAAGAUUGUAUUUUUGAUUAGUAUACAGGAUAAACAAGUAAUUCUCUCAGAGAAUUUUAAGUAAAUUUAAUUAUUUUUUUCAACUAUUGUAGAAUCCUGGAAUCAUUUUAAGAUUUUUAAAUAAACUAUUUUUUCAUUAAUUAAUUUUUACUCCUAUUUUAUGCACCUUAAAUAAAUAUAUACUUUUGUUUUUUUUAAAUAGGAAUCUUCUUUUUCAAUAUAAAUUCGAAUAGUGAAUAUUUUUUCUAAAAAUGAAGACAUGUGUAACACUAAUAAUUAGGGUGCGGAUUUAUAUGUACUUAAAACUCAAAAAUAUAUACAUAUAUAUGUAUUUUUAUUCAAAUAUGCAAUUAAAAAUAUAAGGUGUGUAAAAAAAAAAAUUAUUUUCUCGAACGAGUAGACGUUAACAAUUAACAACUUAAUACAUUUAUCGAAAUGUGUACAGCAUUAAUGCCAUCUGAACGUGAUAAUAUGCGAUAACGACCACAUAUUUAAUAUAUAUAAUAUUUAUAGAAUAUACAGGCGCGUGAUGCAUAGAUUACAUAGUCUAGCAACGUGUGACUAGCACAGUAUAUUUUUAAUGGCGAUAACAGAGAUUUUUGAAAAUAGGGAAAUAUUUAACAAAAAUAUGUAAUAAAAGUAAAUUAUAUUAAAAUAUGUAAGUAAAUUUGAAUAUGUAAAAAUAUGUAGCUACUAUAUCAACCAUAGCUUAAAGCAUUCAGAUAGAACUGAAACAUAUUUCUAUAGAAGAAUCGUUUGAUUGCCAUCAUUCAAAACAAAGACGUAUAUUUAUAUAAAUUCACACCCUACUACUAAUAGAUUUACUCUUUAUAAGUUAUAAAAAUUCAGACCGGAAGAGUAGGAAUGUGUUAUGAGUUUAUCAUCUAAAUAUAAAAAACAAAUGUAUUGCCCUAAUAAAUUUAUAACACAACUAUCUUGAGUAAUUGUCAAUCAAUUUUCAAAACAAAUUGAAUACAAAGUCCAUAUUAACCUUUUUGUGUUAAUUAUAUAGUUAUUUUAAUUUUAACAUUUUUCUUUUCAGUCUUUUGAUAAUUUGAUAGAAUUUUGUAACAAAUUAGUAUCUGAACAAACCAAUCCUAAAGCGUUUGAUAUUGCCACUGAAAUAGCAUUGCAAAAUGGAUCAGUUGAUUUAGCUUUAAGCAUGUUUGAGUAUUUAAAAAAAAAUGAACAACCUGUUAGACAACAUUACUUUUGGCCACUUUUUGUUGCUAAAAGUAAACAAAAUGAUUUAAAAGGUACCUAUUAUUUUUGCACUAUAUUCAAUAAUACAUAUCAAUAAAAAAUAUUUGUUUUAAUUAAAGGACUUAAAAAUAUAUUGAGUAUUAUGAUAAAUGAGUAUAAUAUUACCCCUAAUAUUGAUACCCUUCGAUAUUACAUCUUACCUUUUAUGUUUAAAAAUAAUUUACUUGGAGCACAAAUUAUUACUGAUUUACAACUAAUGGGCGUAACAACUGGCACUAGUGCACAUGCAAUGGUGUUGUAUUUAUUGUCUAAAAAAGAAAUUCGCCUGGCUGCAGAUAUUGGUAUGUAACUUACAAUUUGUUUAAUUGAGAUAUUUUGAAAAUUGUGUGUAAUUUAUUUCUAAACUAUAAUUUGCAUUUUUUUUUUUCUAUAGCUGCCACAUAUCGUGCUUUUUACUAUCCUUCUUUAUUACGGCAGCCAUUGAUAAAUGCAUUUUUAGCCAGCCAUGAUGUUACAUCACUCAUUGUAAUACUUCAAAAAAUAUGCAGUGGUCUUACCCGUUUUUCUCUUAUAAAUGCCCCCGAAUUGGCAAAACAACGAGAAACACAGUUAUCGCUAAAUAAUACUGAAGAACAAAUUAUUGAAAUGCGAGAAUUCAUUAGUCAACUUAUAAAUGGUAUUGUUCAAAAUCUUAAACAAAAUUCAGGAGCUGUACAAAUUACACAAGAAAUUUUAGAAGUAAAUUAUAUUUAGAUUUAUCUUUUAAAGCUAUCUUUACAUCUAUAUGUAUUUAUAUCAUAAUAUCUUUUUUGAUUUUCUUGUGGAACUAUUUAAAUAUUAUGGUCAUUUUUAAUUGCAAUAAAAUGUAUUGUUUGUUUUUUUUGUUUAAUAAUAAUAUUUUUAUUUGUACAUUUAUAUUUUUAUAGAACUUAUACGAAAAAGGUUUGGGGAUUAAUCCUUCUGCUGUAGAAAAAGUACAAAAUCAUUUACAAGGGAAAAUAACUGUUGAAGUAUCAAAUUUAUUAGAGAGUCUAACAGAUUCUAAUUUGGUACCCAAACAUGAAUUGAGUGUUAAAUCGUCUACAUAUGUGUACCCUCUUAUAGUAAGUAUGACAAUUAUUAACAUUUGAUAAUAUUUAUAUUAUUUUCACUAAAAAAAUAAUACAAUUGUAUUUCUUAUUUUAGAAUGAAAGUACGUUAGAAAAUAUUAUUAAAAAAGCAGAACUCUCUGGUGACUCAAAAAAUAACUCUAAGAGACAAUUGUUAAAUUUGUAUUGCAAAAAUCAAAAUUUGGAAAAAGCUUCUGCACUGAAAGAUGUAAUAUUAAUUUAAGCAUGACAAAAUAAUUAUAUAUCAUUUAAUAUAUUAUAUAAUUGCCAUAUAGAAAUUGAUAGCUGAAGGAUUUAAAAUACCUAUCGGAUCAAUGGUUUUACUUAUGGAGUUAUAUUUAAACAACGAUAAAUUGGCAGAAGCUAGAGAAAUAUAUGAGAACAUAAAAUCUAAUGAUCCAGAAUUUAUUUUAGAUAAAUAUAAAGUUGUGAAAAUGGCAGAAGUAAUAGCUAAAAUUGAUAGUAUUGAAAGUAAGUGUUUGCGUAAUUUCAUUAUUGAAAAUCAGGUUUUAAAACUUAAAAUUUUAUUUUAUUUGAAAAAUAUUCUGUAUUUUAUAGAUACUAUUGUUUUUCUGUCUUCAUUAAAAAAAAUUGAUAGUAAUAAUGAGUUUAUGCCAUACCUACAUGCUAAUACUUGUUGGAGGUUAUUGAAUAUAGUUGCUGAAAGUGGAAAUGUAGAAAACCUUCAGAAAGUAUUUGAUUUGCUUAUAAAUAAUAACUAUAUUACAGUAUCAAAUGUACUUUUAGGACCUUUAGUUAAAGUACAUAUUAUCAAGUAAUUACUAUUUAAUUAAUAUUUAUUUAUACUUAAUAAUUAAUAUCAUCAAAUCGUGUUAAUCAAAUUCACAUUUAUUUAUAGAAAUGAUCUUAAAGAAGCUUUGGCUAAAUUUGAAUGGUGUUGUAAAACGUACAGAUGUACUCCAUGGAAAAAUGAACUAGCGCAUAAAUUUAUUGAAGCAGAAGAUGCUACUUCUUUGCAAAUCCUAACUGACCUGAGUACUACUGUACACGGUGAAAUUAAUUCUCUUUAUGAUUUGAUGUUUUCAUUUAUUGAAUGUGGCCGUAUUAAACAAGCACGUAAAAUAUUAGAGGUUGGUAUAGAAUUAAUUUUGUUUUUAUGUUUUACUAACUUGAAAUUUAUUGUUUCAAAAUAUGAUUAAAAAUAAUACAUUUGUUUUUGGCAAGGAUUAUAUUAUAAAGUAGUAAAGAUAUCAAUUUCUAACUAUGUAAUACCUGAAAGAAAAAUAACUUAGAUAAAAUCUUUUUAAAGAUUUUUAUCAAAAUUUAUAUUUAAAUUAUUUAAAUUUAUUAAUUAUGUAUCAUUACUAAUUUAAAUAUCAAAUAAUUAUUUCAUUCAUUUUUGUCAAUCUUAAAUCAUUCAAAUAUGACAUUGUUCUGGCAUCAAGAAAUAUUAAACUAUACUAUUAUGUUUUGUUAACUUAAAAUAUUGAUUUUCAAAUAACUAGCGAUACUACAAAAUAUCCUUUUUUUAGACACCUGGCUUACGAAUUAGACAAGAUCGUAUUAACACUGUUUGUGCAAAAUACAGAUCAGAAGGUUCAGAAGAAAAUUUAGUUCGUCUGCUAGACGUCACAAAAUAUGUUGGUGCAUUUGACAGGACCCAAAUAUUUAAUGAACUUCUUCAGUUAUAUAGUAAACUUGGAUUAUUAUGAAAUAUGUUAUACAUUUUAUUAAAAUAUAUAUGAUUUAGGUCAAAAUAAUAAGGUAAAGGAAGCAAUGGCUCUAUGGAUUCAAAUGCAAGAAGAAGAUAUUCAACCGACAGAUAAUUUUAUGUGGGAAUUAAGCGAGCUAUUAAAAAAAAAUAAUCUUGAAGUUCCUUUCAAAGUAGUUCAACCAAAAAAUAUUAAUCAGAGAGCAAAUCCUAAAAAUGCCAACCAAAUUAUAAAUUCUCAAAUUGAUAUGUUGUUAAAAAGUGAUAAUAUCAAUAAAGCUCUAUCACUGCGCAAAUCAAUACUUUCAAAAGGUUCAACUAUCAAUCCAUUCGAAGAAUCUAAAAUUAUUGAGAUGUUAACACGUGAAAAUAGAUUGGAAGAAGCAUUUGAAAUUAGCAAAGACAUGUUGAAUAAUAGUAGGCCAAUAACACAAAACAUAUUCAAUUUCUUAGCGGGGAAACUUUCAGAAUCUGGUGAUUUUGCAAGUUUAGAAUAUUUAGAAGGAAAAGUUUCAAAAGUAUGAUGAUUUAACCUAAUAAUAAUUUGUUAACUAUUGAGAUUUUAUUAUAUAUUAUUAUAUCACAUUUAAAGUAUAAUAAUGUUCUUUUUAAUUUUUAGGUUGUUAGUCAAAAAUUGAGUUUAAACAGUAAAAUAUUUAAAGCAUAUCAAUUGCGAGGUAAUGCAAACGAUCUAUUUGUUCGUUUAGAAAACACUAUUGAUGCAAAUAUAAAUGAUUCAGACAAAUUAUCUAAAAUUAUCAAGAAUGUUCCAGGUAGCGGUAUAAUAAAUAUCUUGAAGUCGGACUCUUCAUUUGUGCCAUUUGGUUAGUAACUAUUAUUUAACUAUUUAAAAAAUAAAAAUAAAAUAAUCCUGGACAUAAUUUAUUCAUUUUAUUAUUUUUAUUUUCCUUAAUAGAGAAAUUAUGUUUAUAAAUGAACAUUAAUUUAGUUUAUUCAUAAUAUGAUUAAUUUUAUUUUUAAAUGCACAAACUAGUAAUAACUAAUUAAUUAUUAUUAACCCAAUAAAUAUUAUUUAAUCUUAUAUUAAAGUAAAUGAACAGGUAUAUCAAUAUCUGUGUAUAUAAUUAUUGAAGGUAUAAUAUAUUUUAUAACUUUGAAAUAAUUAUCAUUUUAGAUAUUGCCCUAAUAUAUAAACAGUUUAAAAUUAAUACAUGUUUUUCACUUUUUUUAGUUGAAAGAUUAAAUUCUAAAGUGAUAUCACAUGGCCAUAUAGAGUUUGCCAAUAGCUUAUGGUCUUAUUUCAUGCUAAACAAAGAGUAUGAAAAAGCUCUUACUCUUGUUAAAGUCUUCGAAGAUGCAAAGUUUAUUCAGUACCGAUACUUACUAUCGGAGAUCCGUUUGAAUAAUAAUAUUGAAAUGGCCCACAAGUUCUUAGAAAUAUUGCCAAGCUUUAAGAAUAUUGAUCAGAAUAAAAACGCCGGGUUAAUUUAUAGUGCUAUGAUAGAUUCUUAUGGUGAGUUAAGAAAGAUAAAAUUAUAUCAUAUUAUUUAAUAAAAUAUUAAAUGUAUUAUUGUAGUUAAUCAGGAUAAUGCUAUUGAAGCUUCUAAAAUAUUAGACAAAGCUUUAGAAAAAAUUACACUCAAUGAUUUAAAUGAAACGGCUGUGAUGAGGCUUAAACAACUUUUAAAGACUCGAGGUGAAGAAUUCAAAUAUGAUACAAGUUCAUUACAAAAAAAAAAAGUAUGCUCUUAUAGUAAAUACUAAAUAUUUUAACUAACCUUGAAAUUUUUAUUUUACAAAUCUAACUUUAUGUUAGUAUUUACAUAAUUAAUAAUUCUGAUGUUAAGUUUAUCUUAAAAAUUGUUUUUGUUUUUAACAAUUGAUUUUUUGCUCCAACCUAAUAACUAUUACAAAAGCAAGUUAACCAGCAGUCACAGCAAUCAAUGAAUUCAAAUUUUAAUUAUUUUAAACUUUCAAGAGAUAAUUUUUAAUCUGACAUGACUGUGUAUUGCUGUUACUUUAUUAUUGUUUAUUAUUAUUGUUCAUUGUUCUGAUUUCAUUGUAAUUUGAAAAUGGUUUUUUUUUUUUAUUAAAAUUAGUUUUCUUAAUUGAAUCAAUAUUUAAGAGAAAAUUUCUUGAUUCUGGUAAUUAAUGAGCAAUUAUUGUUUCUGAUUUAUAGACUUCAUCAAAUAAUAGAAAUCCAGAAAUAUAUAGUGAUGACUCCAGUGAUUCUUCGGAUGAUGAAAAAGUUGCAAAAGUUUAAACAAAUUAGUACGUUUAAGUUUACAAAGUAGUAGUCGAUUACCUUGAAUAUUG